This is a messenger RNA of Morchella sextelata, 582 nucleotides long. RefSeq lists its product as uncharacterized. The transcript has 2 exons. The record is from RefSeq and is a predicted model, not a curated record. Lineage: Eukaryota; Fungi; Ascomycota; Pezizomycetes; Pezizales; Morchellaceae. The coding region runs from base 1 to 582 and encodes 193 amino acids.
AUGGCCAACCCAAGGUAUAAUACAGAGCUUAUAUAUCCCAGGAUUGCACCAAUCAAGGACAUCUCGAUGCUGUCUCCAUCCUCGACUGUAACAGACCAUGCGCCACUCUUCCAAGCAAGAAACCAUCCAAGGCAGCCAAUAAAUAUCACUGAGAUUAUCGAGAAGAAAUUUCGAGUCAUCUCCUCCAUGGUACUGGCAUCUUUCUCAGCAACGGCGGAGAGGGCAGGAUUACUAGGUAUGGUUCCAGAAGGCCUGUUACGGGAGUUUGCGCCUGAGCUUCUGCGGCGGGAAAACAAUGGUUGGGUGGGGUCGUCUACUCUGGGAUAUUAUGAUAAUAUCUGCAAGGCAGAAGUAUAUGGCGAGAGUGAUGACGGUGGAAAGCAGAUUGGACUUUACGGCACCUACAAAUGGGGAUCAGCAAUCUUUGGUAACAGCGACCAUGUGUCGUAUGCAGCUCGCGAGAGUAGAUGUGGGCAGUUGAUUGCAUUCACGGAGGAAAUGAGCAACAGACCAGCCAAAUUUGCAAUGUCGCCGAAAAGCCAUAUGAGUAAAAAGGCUGUAGAUACACCAUCACCACUUUGA